Messenger RNA from Phymastichus coffea, 3346 nucleotides. RefSeq lists its product as uncharacterized. The transcript has 6 exons. The coding region runs from base 523 to 1089 and encodes 188 amino acids. The record is from RefSeq and is a predicted model, not a curated record. Lineage: Eukaryota; Metazoa; Arthropoda; Insecta; Hymenoptera; Eulophidae.
CUUUAUUUACAUAUUUUGCUAUAAUUUUACAUCAUUCGUCGUAAUUUUUCAAAAGUUUAUUACAUUUUUUACUUCAGAACUUUCCAAUAGAUGAGAUAAAUUUUAUUUCAUCUGCUUUCUAAAUAACAUAGUAUUUUGUUAUGAAAUUUACUAACAAUAAUAAUUAAUAGGACCAAGCGAACAACAGCAGAUUCUAAACAUUUUAACAUUCGUGUAAAAUUUUUAAGAAACGCAAGUGUAUAGACUUGUCCGGUUUCUGUGAGAGCGCAGCACAGCCUCAUGGAGACUAUACAGCAGUAUACAGUCUUCAUGGCACAGCUGCAGCUGCUGCGAGAGAGCAUGCACUAUAGCAUUUGACUCCGUUUUCCCACAACUCAUAUUAUAUACAGUACUGUGAACGGUUAUCGUGACGCGAUGAACACGUGCAAAUCACAAUAAAAACAAAUCAAUUUUCCGUUUAUUUGCUUUACGUUGCAUAUUUAAUUCUUUUUCAGCCUUUAGGAAAUCUUUGGUUGUCCAAAGAUGGCAAAAAAAGAAUCUCCAGAACAGUUAACGUCGAAUUCAAUCGAUUCGAAAGAGGCUUCUGUGAGUGAUGCAUCUGAGAAAACAAAUGAAAAUUUUCUUGUGCCGACUACGAUUUUGACCAUAAAGAAAACUCUUAAGAAAUCCAAGAAAAACAAGAAGACUUCUACUUUUUUUAAAAUGUUCAAUGAUAAACAUUUUAUUUUCCCAUUUAAGAAAAGAAAGCAUGGUAAAAAAACUAUUCUUAUGGAGAAAGCAUCUGAUAAGAAUAUUGCUACACUCUUGAGAUCAGAAAGACUUCUUGAACAUAUCAAAAAAGGAUCUAAAAUACCUUAUGAUAUUGGAUAUCAUAUUUCACAAAAAACAGGUUUCAAAUCUGUAAGCGAAUUAAAUGAUUACAUCAGUGCUCACCGGAAAAAAUUUAUAGUAUUAGUAGAUAGAAAAGAAAAGCAUUGCCAAGUUGAAAGUUCCCAAUGUAAUAGUUUAUUACGAAGAACUGAUUCUGUAGAUUUAAAUUUAUAUUUGAAACAUCAUUAUGAAGAUUCUACAGAUAAUCCAACUAGUUAACUGUCUGCUGUAAGACGAUUAUUGAACUCUUACUCAAGAUGAAUCAUCUAGAAUAAAAAUACUGUAUAUACACGAAUGCUACAAUCUACUUCAAAGAUGUUUUCGUAAGAAGAAUUCAAACUGACAGCGAUUGUUUUUUAUUUACAUAGAUGAGUGGUCAAAUGACAAAUAAUACAUUUAAAUAUAAAAUUAUCUUAAUAUUGCAUGUAAAAAUUAUAUCUCUACGAUCAAAAUAAUUACACUUUAGGGUUAUUUGGAUAAAUAGCGUAAAUGCAAAGUUGUGUCAUACGGACGUAAGAAUGCUAAUGAACAAAAGUAUAAUUUUAAAUACGUUAUCUCAAAAGAAUGAGAAACAUUACAUUUCUUUACAUUUACAUUCUUACAACUUCUUAUAUUGUAAGUACAAUAAGAUUACAAUACGUCAUCAAUACUGUUAAUAAAAUAACAAGAGAUACAAUAUUGAUAUAGAGAUGUAUUUGUUCUCGGCGGUCAUCGAUAUCUUUCCAUAAAUAUAUAAACUAAUGUAAAAUAACAGAUCAGGAAAUAAUAAAAUAAUGAUACACAUGAACGAGAAAAAAAUAUAAAUUGUUAGUUUAAUUCAAAUGAAAAUUCUUAAUACCAAUCAAUUUUAACUCAUUAAUAGCUUAUUUGUUCCAACAAGCUUAUUUUAUAAUGUACGUUCAAACUUGAAAUUAUAUAAAAAUUAUUAUAUUAUAUUAAUAUAACGUUACAUUUUUGUAUUAUAUAUGUCUUAAUUAGAACGAGUAAAUAAUUCAAACAUUACUUUAUUAGUCAUUUUUUUAGAAGAAACUGCUACACUAAUCAAAUCGGGAUAGAUUCGAAGUACUAUAAGAAAGCCAACUGUGAACAUACAUUUUUUUUACACUUUGUAAUAAUUUUUUAAAGUGGAAGCUUUGAGCACAGUCUGCAUAUUAAUUUACAUUAAUUAAUGUAUUUAUGGAAUGUUAUAGCGGGGUAUAACCACAAAACCCUACGGCUGAGUUCUAUGAUGUAUUGAAUCUUUAUAUAUAUAUUCGUUAUAAUAUCGCUUUCCUGUAAACGAAAAUCUUAACGCGCGAAGUAGUAGCAGAUAAAAUUUAAUUUUGAAAAAUAGAAAAAAGCGAACGAGAGCAUUGAAUUGUAUAUUUUACUGCGAGUGCAUAUUAAUAGAUUUUUUCCGAUAAGAAUCAAAACACUGUCGACAAUUCUAUAAUUUUUAUGUCUGAACAAGGAAAAUCUUUUUUCAGUAACCUUGAGUUUGUUCAUACGAACGUUGGUAUCAAUAUUUUAAACGAUGUAAGACUAUCAAUGAAUAAAAUGGAUACGCACAUAGGUAUAUACUGAUAAUAGAAUUCAAAAGAUAUCGAUGAUUCAAUUAAUCUUAACAAUUUAUUUAGUGUAGUAUUAUUUGUUAAUUUUAUUUGCUGAUAAAACUGAAAAUUAAAUUGAUCAGAAUAUCAGAACAAAUAGUUAAUUUUCAUCACAAAAUUUUCUGACUGAAUUUUACAAUAGUUCUAUCAAUAGUAUUAUCACGAAAAGUGACGCUAUAAAAAUAAUCUAUAGCGUUAUUUACUAAAAAUACAGUAAUAAUAGUAGUAGAGAUUAAUAAUAACAAUCAUGAUGAUUUGCUUUGUUCCUAAAUAUACUUUUUUAUAAUUGCUUAUAUUAUUGUUUUUAUAAUACCUCUUCCAAACUAAUUAUCAGCAACGAUCACUUGUUAAGGCUGAGUAUUUACCAAAUCUAUAAUAAUAUCUGGAUCUUGACAUUAUUUUUAAGUACUAUCUAUCUAAGUGUCGAAAAAUGGCCAAUAAAACUUAAAUUUAUUAUUUUUUCUGUCAAUCAAAUUUCAGUUCACGAAAUGUACGUCUAGAAUAGUUUUUUUUUAUUUUGAUGACAAUGUACCUGGCAACAAUUAUCUCUAACUAAGUUUAUAUAUUUAAUAAAUAGAAACUUAUAUUUCUGGUGAAUAUGAUAUAUUUCUUAUGUUUGUAAUACAUAAUUACCAGAUACUAUCGCUACUAGAAUUUUGAUUUGCUAUAUUAUUGUAGACAUAUCAGUAAAUAAUUUUUCGCGUAACUUAACUGCAAGGAAUAACAGGUGAAAUACUAUUAAUAUGCUAUUUCGAUAUGCUUGACCUUGUUUCAAGGAUUUUGCGCGCUCUAGAUAUUUUAAACAAGAUAGACAAAGUUACUUUUUAUGUUGAAUAUAAUGUGAGAUGCAGACAUUUGUAAAACCAAUUAUUAUUUAGAAAUUAACC